This is a messenger RNA of Harmonia axyridis, 4012 nucleotides long. RefSeq names its product 1-phosphatidylinositol 4,5-bisphosphate phosphodiesterase (gene norpA). Gene Ontology annotation, molecular function: calcium ion binding; phosphatidylinositol-4,5-bisphosphate phospholipase C activity. Gene Ontology annotation, biological process: lipid metabolic process; phosphatidylinositol-mediated signaling. The transcript has 20 exons. The record is from RefSeq and is a predicted model, not a curated record. Lineage: Eukaryota; Metazoa; Arthropoda; Insecta; Coleoptera; Coccinellidae. The coding region runs from base 362 to 3604 and encodes 1080 amino acids.
UUUCAAUAUACCAGAGUGAAGUAUUGAUUUAUCCCAAUUGAAUUAGCGUAAAAGCUGAAAGGAUUCACUUAACUUUAAUAUUUUGUUAUUUAUGUCUUGACCAAUUGAUUAGAUGUAUCGUCCUUCAAUUACGUCAGGUUCGUGAGAAACGUCAGACAGCGGAGUUAAUUAUGUUUUGGCCGGGAAUUGAUGUUUUCAAGUUACGCAUCGAAGAUUAAUCGGAUAAACAACAUGUACAUCAUCAAAGCAAUCGAAGGAGGUUAUUUCAAACCAGCACUUGUUUAUGUUACAUCUUCUGCCACUGCUUGGGAGAUGGAGAAUCAAUUUCAUUGAGAAAAAAAUUUCAUUAUUCUAGACGACAAUGACAAAAAAAUUUGAGUUUGAUUGGCACAUACCUGUACCUGAAUGCCUUUCAACCGGUUGUGUAUUUGAUAGAUGGACGGAAGAGAAAGAUAAUACUGAACUUGAACAAAAGGCACUUUUUAAGGUUGAUCAAUAUGGGUUCUUCAUUUAUUGGAAAAGUGAAGGAAGGGAGGGCGAUGUUAUUGAACUAUGUCAAGUCAGUGAUAUUCGUGCAGGAGGAUUACCUAAAGAUUCAAGGCUACUUAAUUCUAUCGUGAGCAAGCAUGGAAAUGAUGUAGAAGAAAAGUCUUUGACCAUCUGCAGCGGGACAGAUUAUAUAAAUAUAAAUUAUCAGCAUUUGAUCUGUCCCAAUGCUGAAACUGCUAAGGAGUGGCAAGCUGCAUUGAGGAGCAUAACUCACAACAACAAAAUGGCUAAUAUUUGCCCCAGAACUGCGUUGAUGAAACACUGGAUGAGACUAACUUUUCUGGUUGAUGCAAAGGGCAAAGUUCCUGUCAAAGUUGUUGCUCGGACUUUUGCUUCUGGGAAAACGGAAAAAUUGGUAUAUCAAUGUUUGUCGGAAAUGGGCCUUCCAAGUGGAAAGAAUGACAUUAUUGAACCGGAGGAUUUUGUUUUUGAUAAGUUCUACGCGCUAUAUCACAAAAUAUGUCCGAGAAAUGACAUAGAAGAACUGUUUCAAUCAAUAACUGAAGGUAAAGGCGAAACUAUGAAUUUGGAUCAAUUGAUCAACUUUUUGAAUGAAAAACAACGAGAUCCACGUUUGAACGAGAUAUUGUAUCCAUUGUACGAUGAAAAGAGAGCAGCAGAAAUAAUUGCAACAUACGAACAAAUCGAAGAUAACAUCAAAGAAAAUAAGCUAUCUAAAGAUGGAUUUAUAAGAUAUCUCAUGUCGGAUGAGAAUGCACCGGUGUUUUUGGACCGCUUGGUGACUUACAUGGACAUGGAUCAACCUCUUUGUGCGUAUUACAUUAAUUCUAGUCAUAAUACAUACCUCAGCGGUCGUCAGUUUGGCGGUAAAUCUUCUGUAGAAAUGUACCGUCAAGUUUUGCUGGCUGGAUGUCGUUGCGUUGAACUUGAUUGCUGGGAUGGUAGGGGUGAAGAUGAGGAACCUAUCAUAACGCACGGAAGGGCAAUGUGCACUGAUAUUCUCUUCAAGGAUGUGAUUUAUGCUAUACGUGACACUGCUUUUGUCACGUCAGACUAUCCUGUCAUCCUAUCGUUUGAAAAUCAUUGCUGCAAGUCUCAACAGCAUAAACUUGCCAAAUAUUGUGAUGAAAUUUUGGGUGAUUUUUUGUUGAAAGAAUCUUUGGAUGAUUAUCCCUUAGAGCCUGGUGCUCCUUUACCACCACCGUCAGCUUUGAAAAGGAAGAUUCUCAUAAAAAAUAAAAGAUUGAAACCUGAAGUGGAGAAACAGGAACUGGAAUUGUUCAGACAGGGACAGUUUGUUAUUGAAGAUGAAGAGAAAGAAGAUGCUAGUGCAUCUGCAGAUAGAACAUUGCCUCCUGAUAUUUCAGCUGAGACUCCUGCCCCUGAUGGAGUUCCUCUACCUGAUGGGGAAGCAGCUCCACCUGUCCAAUACACUGGUUCAACCACCAAUGUUCAUCCCUGGCUAAGUUCCAUGAUAAACUACGCUCAACCCGUAAAAUUUCAAGGAUUCGAUGUGGCCGAAGAAAAAAAUAUCCAUCAUAACAUGUCCAGUUUCUCUGAGCCUACUGGUUUGAACUAUCUGAGAACGCAGGCUAUUGAAUUUGUCAAUUAUAACAAGAGGCAGAUGUCUAGGAUUUAUCCGAGCGGUGCCAGAGCUAAUUCCUCCAAUUAUAUGCCUCAGGUUUUCUGGAAUGCUGGUUGCCAAAUGGUUUCACUCAACUUUCAAACGUCAGAUCUGCCCAUGCAGUUGAAUCAAGGAAAAUUCGAAUAUAACGGAAACUGUGGUUAUCUAUUGAAACCAGAUUUCAUGAGGCGCCAUGAUCGUACUUUUGAUCCAUUUGCUGAAUGUCCAGUGGAUGGUGUUAUUGCUGCCCAGUGUUCUGUACAAGUUAUCGCAGGCCAAUUCUUAUCGGACAAGAAAGUGGGAACUUAUGUUGAGGUAGAUAUGUAUGGCUUACCCACGGAUACCAUAAGGAAAGAGUUCAAAACCAGAAUGGUACCAGCUAACGGCCUGAAUCCUGUUUACAAAGAAGACCCAUUCUUGUUCAGAAAAAUUGUUCUACCCGAUCUUGCCGUAUUACGUUUUGGUGUUUAUGAUGAAAGCGGAAAGUUACUGGGUCAACGAAUCUUACCUUUGGAUGGUUUACAAGCUGGUUAUCGUCAUAUAUCUUUGAGGACUGAAGCAAACUUCCCAAUGUCUCUACCUAUGUUGUUCUGUAACAUCGAAUUGAAAAUUUAUGUUCCUGAUGGUUUUGAAGAUUUCAUGGCUGCAUUGAGUGAUCCCCGAGGUUUCAUGGGUGCCCAAAAGAAACAAAAUGAGCAAAUGUCUUCUAUGGGGAUAGAGGUGACUGAUAGUAAGGAUACCAAAAAAGAUGUCAAAGAGGAGAAAAAAGAAGAGCCAUUAGUUUUUGAGCCUAUCACCUUUGAAACAAUAAGGCAAGAUAAAGCAUUUCAAAAAACUACCAAAAAACAUCAAAAAGAAUUUGACGCUAUGAAGAAAAAGCAAACUAAAGAGAAGAUGGCUGUUCAAAAAUCACAAUGCAGUGCCAUUGAUAAACUUUGCAAGGGCAAGAACAAAAGUGAUCUUGUCAAUGAUCCGUCUGUUAGAAAACUGGUAUCAGAGCAGACUGUAGAAUGGAGUGGUUUGAUGGAGAGGCACAGAAAGCAAGAGUGGGAGUUCCUGAGAACUCAGCUAGACGAUCAAAGAGACAUUAUGAGAAAACAUAUGGAGUUAUUACAAGCAGGUCAAAUGAAGUUGCUGGAAGCUAGACAGGAUAGAGACAAAAAAGAAAUGAACACUCGUCAAGCUAAGAUUUCCGUUGAAACCGCAAAAGAGGUUGCCAAUGAUAAAACUUUGAAAACAAAAAAGGACAAAGAACGCAGAUUGAAAGAAAAGCAACAAACCAAUGAUAAACGUUUCUUAGAUGAACACAAAACUGCAGCUAUCAAACAUGCAAAGCAGAGGGAAAAACUCAAAUUGCAACAUGAGAAACAGUUGGAAAUGUUAUCCCAUGAUAUCCAAAGAAUGAUUGAUAUGUACAAAAAUGAGGAAUUGGAGUAUGAUUUAACAAGCAAAUGUGAAUUUUUCGUUUGAAGAGUUCCAUCAAACUUGUUCAAAGGAAUGGUAAAGUGAUUAAUUAUUAUUCCCAGUGAAUUUCAAUAGAUAUUUAACAUUUAUAAUAACUAGAUUUAAAAUGGGACCAUCUUCAUUACGUCUCAUGUCGUUUAUGCUCGAUAGAAAGUCAGUAAUAGUUCAAUAUUUAAUCUAUAGAUUACUGUUUGAAAAUUCAGUAGUUUUCAAUUGAGUAAUAGAUGCCUAAACAAUGAAUUACAUUAAAGUAUUCUAUGGAGUUAAGAAAUUUAUUAUUUAAUAUUAACUGAACUCUUUGUAAAAUAUAAUUGAAUUUCUUCAAUAUACUGUUAUUCUGUCUAAGAUAUUUCGAAAGGUAAAUGUUAUUUUUUGUACAAAUUAGUUCUAUGUUUUUUCAAUGUAUACUAAAUU